UUUCAAAAUAUUUUUCACGAUCCAACACGAUAUAAUAAUUGUGUCGCUACAUAAAUAUACAAUAUUUAAUAUAUAUGUCGAACAUAUUCUGAAUAGUAUUAAUUAAUUAUGUAUACAAAAAACUGUUACACUAUAAAUCACAUAACAUACUAUUUAUUUAUCGAUAACCAUUUUAUAAUGACAGCAUAAGGUUAGAAUGUCGCAAUGUGUUUUAAUUAAUAUCGGAGAUAUCGUUAUAAAUGAAUUUAGAUUCGUGUUACGUAAGGACUUCCAGCAGUGUUUAUCCAUCAUUCCAAGACAAGAUCGGAAAACUAUUUACGGUGAAACAUUUAAUCGAAAAAUUUGCAAAAAUGUGGGUUAUUUGUAUAGAUUCGUAGCUGUUCCAAUGCAUAGUACCGUAACGUCCAAAGUUUGUCACGUUGCCACGAUACUAAGCCGAAAACAAUUUGUUUCUAAACCGCGGUCAAGUUUUUUCCCAGUAUUUUAUUACACAACACAUUGUACUCAAACUUCCGUUUCUAUGGCUUUGGUAAGGUUUAAAGGACACGACGACCAUUACAACGGCGUAACUGUCGAUUCAAAUGAAGAAUCUUGCACCCCUGAUGUGUUUGCUAAACGUCUUACAGUUUCUUUACAAGAGUGGAUAAAAGACAAGAAACGCACAAUAUGGUUUCAUGUUUAUUUACCGCAUACUGAAUGGGUACCGAUACUUGUAAAGGAAGGAUUUAAAUUCCACCAUGCACGAGAAGAAUACGUUACACUGUAUCGGUGGUUAGUUACUGAUGAAGAAUGCAAUGUACCACAUUAUGCACAUACAAAUUUAGGUGUUGGAGCAUUUGUAUAUAAUGAGAAAACUAACGAGCUUUUAGUUAUUAAAGAAAAAUAUACAAAGAAAGCACCAUUCUGGAAAUUGCCAGGUGGUUAUGUAGAACCAGGCGAAGAUUUAGAGGUAGCUGUGAAAAGAGAGGUUUUAGAGGAAACUGGUAUUCAAACUACUUUUAAAUGUUUAAUAGGUUUCAGACACGCCCAUGACUUUGUAUUUGGUUGUUCUGAUAUAUAUAUAGUUUUCUAUUUGUCUCCUACUAAUGUUGACAUUAAAAAAUGUAAUAGAGAAAUUUCUGAAUGUAAAUGGAUGAAGUUCAAUGAUUACAUGGAACAUUCAGAAGUACAUGGAAAUAAUAAAUUAAUUGCAAAAAAAAUGAUGGAGUUCUGCAAGCACAGAAUGGGACUUACUGUAGAGUACGCAGUUCAUCCUAUUUUGAAAAAGCCUAUAUCUGUAUAUAGUAUAUCAAAAAUUGAUAAAGAACAAUCGUGUUCAUUAACAAAAUAAUCAGAUCAUAUAUUCAGACUUAAAUUGAAAUACAACAAGUUCUUGCAUUACACACUCUUAAAGUUAUUUAACUUUAAUUAAACUAAUGUUGCCAGCUUUGGAAUAAAUUAACUACAUACGUGAAUAACUUAUUGUAUAUAUAUUUAUAACUUGUAUGAAGUAUAAGGCAAUACAAAAUUGUAUUUAUUUUAGAAAAUAAAUAAAUAGAACUGAAAUAGGAGUUU
Molecule: messenger RNA, 1554 nt
Organism: Hylaeus volcanicus
Lineage: Eukaryota; Metazoa; Arthropoda; Insecta; Hymenoptera; Colletidae
Exons: 4
Coding region: 197-1330 (377 amino acids)
Molecular function (GO): NADH pyrophosphatase activity; NAD binding; ADP-ribose diphosphatase activity
Source: RefSeq, a predicted model, not a curated record